CGGUUGCUGAGGUAACCGACACCCCGGGCAACGGCAAGUGGAGGCGGGAGGGGGCGUGGCCUCGACGGGCAGGCGACGAUAAGAGGUGGCGUCCGCCGCGGCUUUGCGAGCACCGCCCGUGUGCGCCGCCGGGCGUUGGCGGUGUGGCCCCUGCGUCUCCCGCUUCCUUGAAAAACCCGGGCGGGCGAGCGAGGCUGUGGGGCCCCGGCCGCUGCCUUUCCCCACACUCCCGGCCGAGGAGCCUCACUCGGCGCCCAACAUGGCGGGUGGGCGCUGCGGCCCGCAGCUAACGGCGCUCCUGGCCGCCUGGGUGGCGGCUGUGGCGGCGACGGCAGGCCCCGAGCAGGCCGCGCUGCCGGCGGAGCAGAGCCGGGUCCAGCCCAUGACCGCCUCCAACUGGACGCUGGUGAUGGAGGGCGAGUGGAUGCUGAAAUUUUACGCCCCAUGGUGUCCAUCCUGCCAGCAGACUGAUUCAGAAUGGGAGGCUUUUGCAAAGAAUGGUGAAAUACUUCAGAUCAGUGUGGGGAAGGUAGAUGUCAUUCAAGAACCAGGUUUGAGUGGCCGCUUCUUUGUCACCACUCUCCCAGCAUUUUUUCAUGCAAAGGAUGGGAUAUUCCGCCGUUAUCGUGGCCCAGGAAUCUUCGAAGACCUGCAGAAUUAUAUCUUAGAGAAGAAAUGGCAAUCAGUUGAGCCUCUGACUGGCUGGAAAUCCCCGGCUUCUCUAACGAUGUCUGGAAUGGCUGGUCUUUUUAGCAUCUCUGGCAAAAUAUGGCACCUUCACAACUAUUUCACAGUGACCCUUGGAAUUCCUGCUUGGUGUUCUUACGUCUUUUUCGUCAUAGCCACCUUGGUUUUUGGCCUUUUUAUGGGUCUGGUCUUGGUGGUAAUAUCAGAAUGUUUCUAUGUGCCACUUCCAAGGCAUUUAUCUGAACGUUCUGAGCAGAAUCAGAGGUCAGAGGAGGCUCAUAGGGCUGAACAGUUGCAGGAUGCAGAGGAAGAAAAAGAUGAUUCAAAUGAAGAAGAAAACAAAGACAGCCUUGUAGAUGAGGAAGAAGAAAAAGAAGAUCUUGGCGAUGAGGAUGAAGCAGAGGAAGAAGAGGAGGAGGACAACCUGGCUGCUGGUGUGGAUGAGGAGAGAAGUGAGGCCAAUGACCAGGGGCCCCCAGGAGAGGACAUUGCGACCCGUGAGGAAGUAGAGCCUGAAGAGGCUGAAGAAGGCAUCUCUGAGCAACCCUGCCCAGCUGACACAGAGGUGGUGGAAGACUCCUUGAGGCAGCGUAAAAGUCAGCAUGCUGACAAGGGACUGUAGAUUUAAUGACGCAUUUUCAAGAAUAUGCACCAAAACAGUAUGUCAGCUUCCCUCUGGCCUGCAGUUUGUACCAAAUCCUUAAUUUUUCCUGAAUGAGCAAGCUUCUCUCUUAAAAGAUGCUGUCUAGUCAUUUGGUUUCAUGGCAGUAAGCCUCAUGUAUACUAAGGAGAGUGUUUCAGGUGUGACAAUCAGGAUAUAGAAAAACAAAUGUAGUGUUGGGAUCUUUGGAGACUGGGAUGGGAACAAGUUCAUUUACUUAGGGGUCAGAGAGUCUUGACCAGAGGAGUCCACUCCCAGUCCUAAUCAGCACCUUCCAGAGACAAGGCUGCAGGCCCUGUGAAAUGAAAGCCAAGCAGCAGCCUUGGCUCCUGAGCAUCCUCAAAGUGUAACGUAGAAGCCUUGCUUCCUUUUCUUGUGUAAAGUAUUUAUUUUUGUCAAAUUGCAAGAAACAUCAGGCACCACAGUGCAUGAAAAAUCUUUUACAGCUUGAAAUUGAAAGGGCCUUGGGUAUAGAGAGCAGCUCAGAAGUCAUCCCAGCCCUCUGACUCUCCUGUGUUAUGUUUUAUUUCUUACCUUUAAUUUUUCCAACUUUUCCACCAUGGGCAUUCAGGCUCUCCACUCUUCACUAUUAUCUCUUGGUCAGAGGACUCCAAUAGCAGCCAGGUUUACAUGAACUGUGUUUGUUUAUUCUGACCUAAGGGGUUUAGAUAAUCAGUAACCAUAACCCCUGAAGCCAUGACUGCCAAACAUCUCAAAUGAAAUGUUGCAGCCAUCAGAGACUCAAAAGGAAGUAAGGAUUUUACAAGACAGAUAAAAAAAAAAUUGUUUUGUCCAAAAUAUAGUUGUUGUUGUUGAUUUUUUUUUUAAGUUUUCUUAGCAAUAUUUUUCAAGCCAGAAGUCCUCUAAGUCUUGCCAGUACAAGGUAAUCUUGUGAAGGAAAGGUGAAUACUGUUUUGUUUUGUUUUCAUCUCAAGGGGUUCCCUGGUUCUUGAACUACUUUAAUAAUAACUAAAAAACCACUUCUGAUUUUCCUUCAGUGAUGUGCUUUUGGUGAAAGAAUUAAUGAACUCCAGUACCUGAAAGUGAAAGAUUUGAUUUUGUUUCCAUCUUCUGUAAUCUUCCAAAGAAUUAUAUCUUUGUAAAUCUCUCAAUACUCAAUCUACUGUGAGUACCCAGGGAGGCUAAUUUCUUUUAAAAAAAAAAAAAAUCUAUCCAUCUACUUCUCUCUUACCUGAUUUAUGUGUUAGAAUAAAUCCAUGAAAUUAGAUUCCAAGCAUA
This is a messenger RNA of Nomascus leucogenys (northern white-cheeked gibbon), 2587 nucleotides long. It is a transcript of the gene TMX4, whose product is annotated as thioredoxin related transmembrane protein 4. NCBI's taxonomy places the organism in Eukaryota, Metazoa, Chordata, Mammalia, Primates, Hylobatidae. The record is from RefSeq and is a predicted model, not a curated record.